Messenger RNA from Uloborus diversus, 1797 nucleotides. Its product is annotated as ATP-binding cassette sub-family B member 10, mitochondrial-like. NCBI's taxonomy places the organism in Eukaryota, Metazoa, Arthropoda, Arachnida, Araneae, Uloboridae. Bases 1 to 1725 code for a protein of 574 amino acids. Gene Ontology annotation, cellular component: membrane. The transcript has 12 exons. Gene Ontology annotation, molecular function: ATP binding; ATP hydrolysis activity; ABC-type oligopeptide transporter activity. Gene Ontology annotation, biological process: transmembrane transport. The record is from RefSeq and is a predicted model, not a curated record.
AUGAAUAUAAGAAUGUUUUCAUUGUUAAAGUCAUCCAAUGUGCAGGUGCUCUUGUUAUGCAUAUCAAGUGCAGUCACGAUGGCUGUUCCUUAUUGCGUGGGGCAGCUGAUUGAUAUUAUAACGACAGCCAAUGGAAAUGUAAAAGAUAAUUUAGUUUCUUUUUGCUAUGUGUUGAUUGCUAUAUUUGCAAUUGGAGCCUUGGCAAAUUGUGGACGUGUUUACUUAAUGAAUAUGUCGUCAUACAGAAUUGUUAAUUCUUUGAGAAAGAAAACUUAUUCAGGAAUUCUGCAACAAGAAGUUGGUUUCUUUGAUCGAACCAGCACUGGAGAACUCGUCAAUCGUUUAUCUGCCGAUGCAGCAACCGUUGGCACUGCUAUAACUAAUAAUGUUUCUGAUGGUUUGAGGUCAUUUAUCUCAUUCAUUGCUGGUUCCUCUCUUAUGAUUUAUACAUCACCACAUUUGGCACUUCUUGGUUUGAUAACAGUAGCACCAGUGGCUGUAAUUGCUGUGAUAUUUGGAAGAGUACUGAAAAGAAAUUCUAAAGCUGUUCAAGAUGCUCUUGCUGGAGCUACACAGGUUGCAGAAGAACGGAUUGGAAAUAUUCGUACUGUUCAAGCAUUUAAUAAAAUCUGUGAAGAAAUUUCAUUGUAUAAUGCUAAACUAGGCAAUGUGCUAAAUUUUGCUUCUACAGAUGCAAAAGUGCGAGCAGUUUUCUUUGGAUUUACGGGGUUCAGUGGAAAUUUGAUUAUCUUAUCAGUUUUAUACUAUGGUGGUCUUAUGAUGAGUGAAGGAACAAUCUCUGUUGGAAAUUUAUCUGCAUUCUUGAUGUAUGCUGCCUAUGUUGGAAUAUCAAUUGGAGGUUUAAGUACAUUUUACUCAGAACUAAUGAAAGGUUUAGGUGCGUCGACUGGUCUCUGGGCGUUAGUUGAUCGUAAACCUGUUAUUUCCUUACAAGGUGGCACAGCCCUGUCAAGCAUCAAAGGAGAUAUCAUGUUUGAACAUGUCAGCUUUCAAUAUCCUUGUCGUUCUGAUUCUUCUGUUCUCGAUGACUUUGAUCUGUCAAUUCCUGCAGGUUCUGUUUAUGCUUUAGUAGGGGCUAGUGGUUCAGGAAAAUCUACUGUUGCAUCAUUACUUUUAAGAUUUUAUGAUUGUUCUACAGGAAAAAUCACUUUAGAUGGCAAUGAUCUGAAAGUUCUUGAUUUAAAAUGGUUGCGAGAAAACAUUGGUGUUGUGAGCCAAGAGCCUACUUUGUUUUCCUUUUCAAUACGGGAAAAUAUUCUUUAUGGAGCAUUGGAAAAUCGCAAAUAUGAUGAUGCUGACAUAGAAAGAGCUUUAGAAAAGGCGAAUGCUUUGAAGUUCGUAAAAAGAUUUCCUUGUGGUCUCGAUACCGUUGUUGGAGAAAGAGGUGCCAUGUUAUCUGGUGGGCAGAGACAGCGAAUAGCAAUUGCAAGAGCAUUGUUGAAGGAUCCUAAAAUUUUGAUUUUAGAUGAAGCAACAAGUGCCCUUGAUGCAGAGAGUGAAUAUUUGGUACAGAAAGCUUUAGAUGAUCUGAUGAAAGACCGCACAGUAAUUACAAUAGCUCAUAGACUCUCUACGAUAAAAAAUGCCGAUGUGAUAGUUGUUCUUGAGAACGGAAAAGUUGUUGAGAAAGGCAAUUAUUUAGAGCUUGUUUCGAAAACUGGGCAUUUUCAUAGACUUGUACAGCAUCAAAAUUUAAUAUCUUGAUGACUGAGAAUGUUCAGGUUAACAGUUUUGGAGUAUUUAUAUGUAGUUAUUUGUUUUCAUAGUUUUGUUCAU